This is a messenger RNA of Eimeria necatrix, 1134 nucleotides long. Its product is annotated as DNA primase small subunit, putative. The record is from RefSeq and is a predicted model, not a curated record. The transcript is spliced from 5 exons. The coding region runs from base 1 to 1134 and encodes 377 amino acids. NCBI's taxonomy places the organism in Eukaryota, Apicomplexa, Conoidasida, Eucoccidiorida, Eimeriidae.
AUGAACGACUACGACCCCAUCCGCACCUGCUGCGCCAGCAAAACCCUCUGCAGCAAGUGCUGGUCAGGGUUUAGGGGCAGUGACCAGCAAGCGAAGAAGAUAAACCUUAGGGGGAAAACACAACACCCUGCUAUCGACCGCGCAUUUCGCAUUGCCUACAGAGACUUUCACCAGCUGCUGCAGGAGCAGGAUUUCUUCUUUGGGGGAGGCAGCAGCAAAAUGGCAGAGAGCCUGCUUGAGUAUCUCCCUAACAGCAGCAGCAGCAGCAGCAGCAGCAGCAGCAGCAGCAGCAGCAGCAGCAGCAGCAGCAGCAGCGGGUACGGCAGCGGGUACGGCAGCGGGUACGGCGGCGCUUCGCGCGGCUACAGCACUGCAGCAAAGUCGCGCGGCGCAGCAACAGCAGCAGCAGCAACAGCAGCAGCAGCAGCAGCAGCAGCAGCAGCAGCAGAUAUGCAGCAGCAAGUUGCUGCUUGGAUUGAAGAAAUUAAAUCUGAACCCGAAGACCCCAAGAAGACAAAAAGCACAAAACUCUUUGAGCGGCUGUGCAAACUCGCCAACUGCCAAACACCUGCUGCUGCUGCUGCUGCUGCUGCUGCUGCUGCUGGGGGAGCAGCAGCAGCAGCAGCAGCAGCAAAGGAAGCCGAUGCCUUCCCCAAUUUCAUAAAAGAAAUUGUGCUGGCGUUUUCUUACCCGAGGCUCGAUAUCAAUGUCAGUCCUGCGCGAGAACUUAGAAGGGUACACUACAGCCCUGAAGGUCGAAUCUGGAUUCUAAAGCAGCAGCAGCAGCAGCAGCAGCAGCAGCAGCAGCAGCAGCGGCGGCAGCAGCAGCUGCAGCAGCAGCAGCUGCAGAUGCAGCUGCAGAAAACGCAGCAACAACUGUUGCUGCUGCAGCUUAGCAGCAGCAGCAGCAACAAGAGCAGCACUAGCAGCAGCAGCACCACAGCCAAAGCAGCAGCAGCUGCUGCUGCACCUCCGCAGCAGCAGCUGCUGCUGCACCUCAGCAGCAGCAGCAGCAGCGGGGCCUCCUGCUGCAGCAAGAACGCAGCACCAAUUGCUGCGGCUGCAGCCUUGCAGCAGCAGCAGCAGCAGCAGCAGCAGCAGCAGCAGCAGUGCAUGCAUUGGCUUAGAGUUUGA